Messenger RNA from Macroventuria anomochaeta, 789 nucleotides. RefSeq lists its product as uncharacterized. Gene Ontology annotation, biological process: protein polyubiquitination; protein monoubiquitination. NCBI's taxonomy places the organism in Eukaryota, Fungi, Ascomycota, Dothideomycetes, Pleosporales, Didymellaceae. The transcript has 2 exons. Gene Ontology annotation, molecular function: ubiquitin protein ligase activity. The record is from RefSeq and is a predicted model, not a curated record. The coding region runs from base 1 to 789 and encodes 262 amino acids.
AUGGGAGCAACAGCAGAGCAUAGCGAGCAGUCUGAAGACACAUGUGUAAUAUGUCUUUCACAAGUCACCGAAAGGGCAAUCACGGUCCCCUGUAAUCACCACAACUUUGACUUUGUGUGUCUCGUGAGCUGGCUCCAGGAGCGGUCCACUUGCCCCUUAUGCAAGACAGACGUUACUGCUGUUCAGUACGAUUGGAGAUCAUCUGACGAUUUCAAGAGCUACAGUAUUCGCCGUACCCACACUCCCAAGGACCAAUCUACUAUUACCGACCAUGGACACUUAUCACAUUUCGCUCCAUAUGGAUUGCCAAGCCGACGAAGGUGUACUCACCGCCCAUUCUCUCCUCCCGCGGAUGAUCCAGCCUUGCGCAGACGUCGAGAGAUCUAUCGAAAGGGGCUCUACUCACUACACGUAGGCAGCAACCCGUAUUCUGGCUACCGCGAUGUAACCCCUCAAAUGAUCGCUGGGGACCCAGAGCUACAGUCUCGAGCUCGUACUUGGAUACGGCGUGAACUGCGUGUCUUCAGCUUUCUUCACACGGGCCCUUCGGGCUCGGCAUCCCAGGCAGCCACGACGAGCAGCAAUGCUGAGUUCUUGCUUUCGUACAUUGUGUCUAUCCUGAAAAUGGUAGACAUCAAGGCCAGCAACGGGAAUGCAGAGAACCUUCUCACCGAGUUCCUGGGACGAAGAUGUAGCAGACUGUUUCUGCACGAGCUCAGCGCCUGGUUGAGAAGCCCACAUACCAGGUUGAAGGACUGGGACGAGGAAGUGCAGUAUCAGGAUGGUUGA